Molecule: messenger RNA, 765 nt
Organism: Symbiodinium sp. CCMP2456
Lineage: Eukaryota; Dinophyceae; Suessiales; Symbiodiniaceae
Source: the annotation of a GenBank genome assembly
AUGAAGGCCAUGGCGUGCGGCAUCUCAGAGGCCUACGAGGCCUUCGAGGCCGACGGCAGCACACAGCACGUGCCCCAGGAGCCUGGAGCCAGCGGCUGGAAGAGGCAAUCGGUGAUUUCCUGUGUGAUCUUUGAGGCGGCUCUUCUUCCACAUCGCCUAUCUCGGUCGGGCCUUCGUACCAUGCCUCUUGCCUCUUGGCAGGAUCAUGGAGGGCAUUUGUACAGCGUCCUCCACGACUCUGAGACUCGGCUCCUCUCGAGGCUUCUGAACAUCAGCACGCUGGCCCGGGAGCGGAAAUCUUCAGCAGCCGCCUUGAUGGCUGCCUGGGUCACGCAGGUCCUGGCACUGUACCUGGGCCAACUGGCGAAGGCACAGCAGAGAUGGAUCUUUCUCCUGGCAGCUUUGGUGGCGCUCGUGCCCAUGGCCAUCACAAUGUGUGCGGCCAUGGGGGGGCGGCUCCACGAUUCCUCGCUGAUGACAGCUUACCGCUUCCUGGUGACGUGGGUGUGUAUUUGUGGCGUCGGUUUCUGCUGGUUAUUCCUCUUCUGCCAAGUUUUUCGUUUCUUGGAAGUGCACACAGAGGUGGUGCUCGGUGCCCUCCUCGACUACUGCCUGCUUGGGGUCUCCAGCCUAGUCAUCAGCUGUGCGGGGCCAGACGUGCAAGCUCCGCUGCUUCCUGGUCAGGAGGAGGAGCUUUCGCUCUAUCCCGGUCCACACACUCAUGGCUUCUUCCCGAACCUGGACUUUUACGACGACAACCUCUAG